This is a messenger RNA of Chara braunii, 4389 nucleotides long. The record is from the annotation of a GenBank genome assembly. Lineage: Eukaryota; Viridiplantae; Streptophyta; Charophyceae; Charales; Characeae.
GUGAGUGUGUGGCUUUUGGAUGUUGGUGUUUUGGAUGCCAGGUGUCAGUGCAGCUUCAACUGGGUGAUCGAUUAAGUUGCAACAAAAGCUCUGGCCGCCGUGUGAUCUCCUGUUGUCGAGUCUUUCCCUCUGUAGGGGUUGUUAUUGGUGCUUUGGUCUUGCUUGAUGCCUGGACUACAAGAGGAGGAGAUGGGUAUGACAAUGACAGAGAAGGAAGAGGCAAAGCRGCGGAAGAAAAUGAAGGCUCUUUCAGAGGAUAGAGAUGCUGAUGGGUCUGGCAGUGGUGAUGAGAAGAGGAAGAAGAAGAGGAAGAAGAGAGAUGACGAUGGCGCUACUGCAAAUGGGUAUUCAAACAAAUACAGGAGGGAGGAGGCUGAGGGGGACAGCAGUGGAAAAGUGAAAAGCCGGAGACGCGAUGAUGAUGUUAUUGAGGAGGAGGGACGGAGGAACAAGAAGCCUGUUGAUGAGAGCGAACCGUUUGGCAGUGAGGGAAGAUGGAAGCCGGAGGAGGAUGUAAUGCUGAACGGCAGGAGAAGACAUUACGAGGAUGGUAGUCUUGAGGAGGGAGAGGCUGGUAUCAAAAGGUGGGGUGAUCCGGAACCCUCAGACGAAGGGGAGGAGGAGGAGGAGGAGGAGGAGAGCGACCCGUUGGACAUCAAGAAUUUCCGGCUGUCGAAGCCUGUGAGGGAUGCCUUGGAGAAGAAGGGCAUCAAGGCCUUGUUCCCCAUUCAGGCGCAGACUUUUGAUUACUGUCUAGAUGGGUUCGAUGUGGUAGGACGAGCUAAAACAGGGCAGGGGAAAACACUUGCGUUUGUUCUCCCCAUCAUCGAAAGCCUGUCCCGACCCGGUGCUAAUGUCUUCCCUGGACGGAAGCUACCCAGUGUCUUAGUUCUGGCUCCGACGAGGGAGCUGGCAAAACAAGUCCAUGCAGAUUUUGAGAUGUUUGCAAGGACGAUGGGUCUGUCGACAGUGUGUGUUUACGGAGGUGCGAGCUUCACUCCUCAAUGUGAUGCGAUGAGGAGAGGUGUGGACAUCGUUGUAGGUACCCCUGGGCGAAUCAAGGAUCACCUGAAUCGUGGGGUGCUGAAUCUGACAAGGCUGAAGUUCCGAGUGCUGGACGAAGCCGAUGAAAUGCUGAACAUGGGAUUUGUAGAGGAUGUGGAACUGAUUCUGGGCGCUGUWGGGGACGCGCAGAAUGUGCAGACUCUGCUCUUCAGUGCAACGAUGCCUAAGUGGGUGCAACAGAUWKCAGCUCGUUUUYUGAAACCGGAGCGGAAAAUGGUYGACCUGGUGGAAAACCAAGUGUUGAAAGCGAGCAACACUGUCCGCCAUCUUUUGCUAGCGUGCAAUGCGGCACAGGUGGAGGGCGUCAUUGGGGAUGUAAUCCAAUGUUACAGCAAGGGAGAGGGAAGGACAAUCGUCUUCACGGAGACCAAGAACGCUGCAACUGAGCUCGUUUCGCGGCUGCGGAACGUGUCUGCAAAGGCACUUCAUGGGGACAUCGUCCAGGCACAGAGAGAAGUGACUCUGGCAGGUUUCCGCUCUGGAAAGUUCAAAGUGCUUGUAGCCACUGAUGUGGCAGCCAGGGGCUUGGACAUCGCCAAUGUCGAGCUGGUGAUUCAGUUAGAGCCGCCAAGGGAUGUCGAGAGCUACAUCCAUCGUUCGGGGCGUACUGGCAGGGCAGGGAAGACGGGCAUAUCUCUGCUGAUAUGUCAACCUGGAAGGAGAAGCCGUGUUGCCAUGAUUGAGAGGGCUGCUGGAGUGAGAUUUGAGAGGAUAACACCCCCGUCUUCUGCAGAUCUUGCCCAGGUGUCUACAGCAGGAGCUGUUGAAGCGAUCAAAGCUGUUCCCGAGCGUGCGGUGUCCUACUUCAAGGAAGCCGCUGAGUCUUUGAUUAAAGAGGAUGGAGCUGUGGAGUCUCUUGCGAAGGCGCUGGCCAAGAUUGCUGGUCAUCGCGCAGCAUUAUCACGGUCUGUGUUGACGUUCCUGCAAGAUGGUGUGACACUCCAUUUCCAUUCUGAAACUGAGAUAUAUUCGCCCGGUUAUGUGUGGACCUGCUUACGGAGGGUUCUCAGCGAGGACGUCGUGAAUGAGGUUAAGGGAUUGACAUUGACGAUGGACCGAAAAGGGGCUGUGUUUGAUGUGCCAACAAAAUUUGCCGAACAGUUCACGUCCUUUACGGACAGUCGUGGGGGCGUAUGGGUUGAGGUCACAGAUUCGCUUCCGGAGCUACAAAUGGACAGGGAAACAACUGGACGAGGUGGGCGAGGUGGUGGGAUGAGGUUUGGGGGUGGUGGAGGGGGAGGCUAUGGGCGGCCUGGCGGCAGGGGUGGAGGAAGAGGUUUUGGCAGCAGCGGUGGCAGACGAUCGUCAGGGUCAGGAGGCCGGUAUUAUGGAGGCUCGAGGAGGUGAUCAUUCGUCAUAUAUGUUAUUUGCUGCCUGGUGCAACUUGGCUUUGAGCGGGGACGGGAGGGUGGGGUGGGGGGUGUGGAGGUUGAGCUCACCGAUGGCUCGUCUUGCGAUUAGCAUCCUGUUAUGUCAUGUCUCCCUGCAUUGUUGCUGUUAUACUGUGCUCAUUUUAGAGCCUUCGUUCUCUGCCACCACUGAGGGUGUUCUCGUAUUGUUGCUGUGAACCCUUCUCCCCUCUCUGAGAAAGGUAGCUUUCUUCUGCAUCAGUGGGUGGAAAUGGUAGGGUGAGCACUUAGUUCAAUCUUUCCUCUUUAGGUUUUGGGUUGCUGUCCAGAUUUUAUCAUCUCCUUCAACACGAGACGGGCUUGAUUGUACCCCUCGUUGGGGAAUGUUGCUGGGACCGCAUCAGACCUAUCAACGCAUUUCCUAAGUUUCUUGUCGUACCUUCGCCGGCUCUCAAGAACAGACUUUCUCUUGCAGUUGCAGGCGGAGAGAGUGAGGAUUGUUUCAACUUUUAUUAUUUGCUACAGCUUUUUGUCAUUUCCUCUGAAGAACAGAAGUGCAGUUUCCGCAUCGUACGUGUCCCCCCCCCAAACCCCAGCCCCUUUAUGGGUUUAGGUUCAUUUUUGUACACCUCUGCCUAACACUCUCCAUGCUUUUUAGGUGCGUUAAGCCUUGCCUGAUCUUGAUUUUUGGCUGCAGCGUAAGUCAAUGUUAGGUCUUUGGCACAUGGCAUGAUAUGCCUCCAUUUUUUUUUAUUGUUAGUGGAGUGAGGCCCUAGCAGUCUGGACCCAGUGAGAAACGGGUUGGAAUGCAGGCAGUGGUGGCUGCUGCAGUAUGUCUCCUUGAUGAACAGAAGAUAUCUCUCUGGAGGAUGGAGUGAUCGACUGUUCUUCCUCUAGGCAAAAUGCGUGAGCAGUCCUGCCUCUGGCUGUGAAGCGUCACAGGGCGGCGAUAAUUUCUUACCGGUGCAUAGGGGGGAAGUUUAGUGGAGUGUUUGAUUUGUCUUUUGUAGCUUCACUCCAAUGAGCAAGUCAGGAUGCCUGUUGGGGUGGAUCUGUCCGCCAAAUGACGCUAGAGAACAAGGGAGCGGCAAUGGAAGAGGAGGGUUUUGUUUUUCGGAAUUCCUUCCUCUCUUUAGCAUGAGGGUGAGAGAGGGAUGGUUGUGCCAAAUGCACUGCAGGGUGGUGCAUUUGUUUGGCUGGUCUUCGCCCCGCUUGCUGGUAGAAAAGGAAACCCAGUGUCCAUUAUCAUUCAUUUGGUGAGCGACAUCUGAUGAAUGGCGGGCAAUGUCCAGUCUGAAAUAGGGUAGCAAGCCGGGUUCGUAGAUCUGUCCGAUGAGGAGGAAACGUAAGGGACAUAUUACAGUGUGUUGAUGUGGACGGAGGGAGGACUGUUAAGCUUUCUACAUAGCUUGUUUGGAAGUUGAGAGUCAAGUGUUCUGUCUUCCCAAAAAGUUGAUUGGGUUGGUUAGUUGUUGGCUAAUCAAUGGUUUGCUGCUGUUGCUGUAAGAGCAGAGUUUGGUUGAAUUGGGGGGGGGGGGGGGGGAAGUCCCUGAUGUGCAAGAGGACAAACCUAGCUCAGCUCAGAAUGCAUCUGGGCAUCAGAACCAGUGAUCAGGUAUGUAUGUUCUGACUACUGGUAGGCUAGCUUUUGCAUUUCCAAGCCGGACCCAGGUAUGUAUGUUCGUGCUGCCUUAAAGAGACUACGUGGAUGAUGGAUAUGCUGCCUUGUGCGUGGCUGCUGAUAUCAGGAUCUGAACGAAAGCCCGGGGAGAGGUGGGCGAGUCAUGAGGUUGAAACCCGAUAAACCGAAGUAGAAACUAGUCAGGCUGGCAAGGUGAUAGAUUUGCACACAAACACGGAAUGUCUAAUCUAACGUCACAUCAAUCAGCCUGGCGACAAUUUGUAUUUGUUAUAAUGUUGGACGCUAUUCCCUUUUCUUCCACCUUUGGGUUCUUUCACAUCGUCUCUAAGUAUC